This is a messenger RNA of Fopius arisanus, 4710 nucleotides long. It is a transcript of the gene glu, whose product is annotated as structural maintenance of chromosomes 4-like protein gluon. The transcript has 3 exons. Gene Ontology annotation, biological process: mitotic chromosome condensation. Bases 414 to 4481 code for a protein of 1355 amino acids. The record is from RefSeq and is a predicted model, not a curated record. Gene Ontology annotation, molecular function: ATP binding; protein binding; ATP hydrolysis activity. Lineage: Eukaryota; Metazoa; Arthropoda; Insecta; Hymenoptera; Braconidae. Gene Ontology annotation, cellular component: condensin complex; chromosome.
UGCGGCAUUCCUUUCAUCUGUUAUUCGAGAGAAAAAAAUUCACGUCCCGGGGGUCAUCCUGGACCUGGAAAGCUCAAGGUCAAGGUUUUAGACGUUAAUUGUUGGGAAUGGGGGCAUUUGAUUGCUAGUAAGUGGGAAUAACCUCAAUGUUUAAAGAGUCGUGUGGAAUUCAAUGGGAAUUUUUAUUAAUGAGGGCUUUGGGGAUUAAUUACUCGCUAUUGCAAUCCCUUUCUCUCCGGGAUUUUUAUGAAAUCGGUUAUUUCGUCGCCUUGUGGUUUUUUUUUGGUGAGGGAAUGGGGAAAAGGAUAGAGGGAAUUUUAAUGAUAUUUUUCCGGGGAAAAAAAACGAGAAGUGAUUUUUUAAAAUCCAUUCGUUGGAACAGGAGAAACGAUUGACUUUCAAAGAGUUGAAGGAUGCCGAGCCCGGCGGACGUCUCACCGAUGGAAAUUGACGAAAAUCACUACGACUCUGACGAGGAAGGUGGAGUGCGCAUUGACGAAGACAUCUACAUCCCUCCACCCCCUCAAAAGCUGACAGAGCAUAACAGCAGCGAUCCUCGUUUGAUAAUCUCCAAAAUAACAAAUCGAGACUUCAAGAGCUACGCCGGUACCGUGGACAUAGGCCCCUUCAACACGUGCUUCUCAUCGAUAGUCGGUCCCAAUGGCAGUGGCAAAAGCAACGUCAUCGACUCGAUGCUCUUCGUUUUUGGUUAUCGAGCAACAAAAAUUCGUUCGAAAAAGGUUUCAUCCAUGAUUCACUCCUCCAACGAACACCCAAACUGCACCAGCUGCACAGUCUCCGUGUACUUUCGAAAGGUCCUGGACAAGCCGAACGAGGAGUACGAGGAGAUCCCGGGGAGUGAGAUAAUCAUAUCAAGAACAGCCUUCAAGGAUAGCUCGUCUUAUUACGAAUUGAAUGGUCGAAAAGUGCAAUUCAAGGAAAUAGCUAAGCUCCUAAGGCACGAGGGAGUCGACCUCGAUCACAAUCGUUUUCUGAUACUCCAGGGGGAGGUCGAGCAGAUCGCCCUGAUGAAGCCGAAGGGACAGUCAGAUACUGAUACUGGAAUGCUCGAAUUCUUGGAGGACAUCAUUGGCACCACUAGAUACAAACAACCACUGGAAAAACUCGCAACAAAAGUAGAAAUUCUUUCAGAACGAGUGGUGGAGAGGACGAAUCGCUUGAGGAUGGCGGAGAAGGAGAGGGACACUCUGAAGGAGCCGAUGCAGGAGGCUGUGGCUUAUUUGAAGAUCGAGAAUGCAAUAACAAAGCUGCAGCACAAGUUGUAUCACUGCAAGAGAGUUGAUACCAUGGGAGAAAUUAAGGAGAAAGAGGAGUUCCAUGAGGGCCUGGGAAAGGAUCUGAAGGAUUUGAAGAGCGAGAUGUCACGAGUCCACGAGGAUAAAGAGGAAAAAUCGAGGGAAUUGAAGGAGAAGUCUAAGAAAUGGGACGCGAUUCAGCUGAAACGAGACGCAGCAUCUGGGAGAUUCGAGGAGAUCAGGAAAAAGGACGAGGCACUGCACGCCGAGGCACUGGAGACCAAUAAGAGGAGAAAAUUAAAUAUGCAAUCUGUGAAAACAGAGCAGAUGAAUCUAGAGAAUCUGUCAAGAAUACCAGAGAAGAAUGCAGAGGAAAUUGAAGAGUGUGAGACUCUCAUUCAGAGACACAUCACCAAAAAGGAGAAGGAGGAGGAGCAGCUACAGGUGCUGAUGGGAUCACUCAAGGAGAAAACUGAGCCCCUGAUGAAGAGACGAGCAGAGAUGGAAAAAAAGCUCAUCGUCUACAAGAAGAACGUCAACGAGGCCAAGGGUAUAUUCGACCUGGCGCAGUCUGAGCUGGAGAUUUACACCUCUGUUGAGGUGAAAGAGAGGGAGAAGCUCGAGAGACUCAAGGAGACACUCCAGAGGGCAGCGGAGACCCUCAAGGAUCGUAGGGAGCAGUUGGAGACGCUCAAAAAGAAAAUCCCUAAGACUGAGAAGAGCCUGAACGAUGCUAGGAGAGAUCUGGCAGAGGCCAAGGCCCAGGAACUCGAGGCUGCCACUAAUUUAAAACGCAUGAGGCUCCAGUUCGAGGAGCAGAGGUCAGCAAUGAAUGCCUCAAAGUCACGCAGUGCAGUCCUCGAUUUUCUGAUGCAGCAGAAACGCGAAGGAAAGCUUGCUGGUGUCAUUGGAAGACUUGGAGAUCUAGGUGCUGUAGAUGCUAAAUACGAUAUUGCUGUUUCUACAGCAUGCGGAACCCUUGAUCACAUAGUCGUGGACACUGUGGACACGGCCCAGGAGUGCAUUGAGCUUCUUCGACGUCACAACGUGGGUCGUGCCAAUUUCAUUCCCCUUGAGAAGCAGCAGCACCUGGUGGAGAUUUACCAGGAGCCUGUGAAAACGCCAGAGAAUGUUGUCCGACUGUUCGAUGUGAUUAAAGUGGAGGACCAGAGGAUUCUACCAGCUUUUUACUUUGGUCUCAGGAAUACUCUUCUCGCUGUGGACCUGGAGCAGGGCUCGAGGAUUGCUUAUGGGGCUCAACGCUGGAGAGUUGUCACUGUUCAGGGACAACUUAUUGAGACAUCUGGAACGAUGAGUGGAGGUGGAAGGCCAUCGAAGGGGCGAAUUGGCCAGAGAGUUAUGAGGAAUGAGCCAUCAGGUGCUGACAUUGAGAGACUUCAGGGUGAUCUUGAGAGUAUCUACGAGGAGUGCAAUAGACUCAGGAUGAAACAGCCACCAUUGGAGGAGCAGAUCAGAGUGCUGUCGUCGGCACUCGAGGAGAUGAUACUAAACAGAGAUAAAUUUGAGAUUGAGGCACAGACCAUUCAGGAGCAAGCGCCAUCCCUCAAGCAGCAGGUGAAGGCGCAGGAGAAGAAGGUGAUUGAAUCGAAAUCCAGUGCUGAGAGGGUGGAGGAGUUGGCUGAGGCUGUCGAGAGGUCCAGGGAGAAGCUAGAGAAGACGAAGAAGGAGUCAGAGUCUACUGAUAGAGCUGUGAAGGAGAUUAAUGAUGAGAUUGAGGAGUUGUCUGGGGGAAAAGUUAAAGAGCAGCAGAAGAAGAUAUCAGAUCUAUCCAAGGGAAUUGAUAAAGCCAGGAAGGAGAUCUGCAGACUCCAGGUAGGGAUAAAAACGUCUGAGAGAGACUCUCGGAAAACGAGCCAGAGGAUCGAACAGCUCGAGGCUGACAUUCAGAUCUGUCAGGGGCGGUUAACGGAGAUUCAUCAGGAGAUUCACGAGUGCGAGGAGGAGGCGAAAACCAUCCUGGAGGAGAUCAAGGUUCAUGAUACAGCUCUGGUGGAGCGAGACGCUGCUGCAGCUUCUCUCAAGGGCGAUAUACACAAGCUUCAGGAUCGAGAGAAUAAAAUGAAAGCCACGAAAAUCGAUCUUGAUGAGAAAUUCAAGGCCAGUGAAAAUGUUAUUGCUGAGCUGAGGCUCAAGGUCGCCAAGUACGAGAGAGGAAUAAAAGGAUUGAAGCUCACAGAUAUUCCUGAUGAGCCUCAGGAGGAGCUGCCGGAUUACACUGACGAGCAGAUUUCAAAUUUUGAUACUCGUACUGUUGCUAAUAAUCUGGCAGCCGCACAGGAGAAACUCCCCCAGGAAACUCCCAAUAUGCAGACGAUCAAGGAUUAUUUGGAGAAGGACAAGGUGUUCAUGAAGAGGUCUGCUGAGGUCCACGAGGCCACUGAUGUCAGGAAUAAAAUGAGGAGUGCUUAUGACGAGGCCAGGAAGAGAAGGGCUGAGGAAUUUCAUGCUGGAUUCAAUGUUAUCACAACUAAAUUGAAGGAAAUGUAUCAGAUGAUCACUCUCGGGGGUGCUGCUGAGCUAGAACUCGUUGAUUCACUCGAUCCCUUCACUGAGGGUAUCACUUUCAGUGUGAGACCACCUAGAAAGUCCUGGAAGAAUAUCAGCAAUCUCAGUGGUGGAGAGAAGACCCUCAGUUCUUUAGCUCUUGUCUUUGCUCUUCAUCAUUACAAACCAACUCCCCUGUACUUCAUGGAUGAGAUCGAUGCUGCACUUGAUUUUAAAAAUGUAUCCAUCGUUGGACGAUACAUUAAGGAUCGAACCAAAAAUGCCCAGUUUAUUGUUAUUAGUCUCAGGUCUGAGAUGUUUGAGCUAGCUGACACAUUGAUUGGAAUUUUCAAGACUUUCAAUGGAACUAAAAGUAUUCCUGUGGAUAUCAAAGGAAUUUAUGCUGCACAUCCGAAGAUUGAGGAGGUCGAGAAGGCUAAAAUGGCAGUGAGAAACCUAAAAGUCGCUAGGAAUUCUCUUAGUCAGGUGGUGAGACAUGAAGCAAUAUCACAGCCCAGGAUGCCUCUGACUUGUCCUCCUAUAAUAGAAAAUUUUGACGAACUGGAGGCAAGAGAUGAUCCCCGUGACGACCUCCAGGAAUCUAGGGCGAGAGUUUCGCCAGUUACUGUUCCUCCAGGACCUGUCCACAGAAGAUCACUUGGGGGGGACACUCCUAUCACCACCAGACGAUCGCUUAAGGACAUCAAUUCACAGAUUUAACGAUUUUGAUCUCAAUUUUUGGGUAUUCAGACAUUAUUUUAUAAGGUUUGAGGGACGCAAAGAGUUGAUUAAUGGGUUAAUUAGUAAAAUGAAAAAUUUAAUAAUUAGAGGUGAAAGAGAGAUGAUUCGUGAUUAGUAGUAAUCGAUGAGAAAAGCCUGUAAUCUACUUCACAGGAAUAUUUUUAUCAUACAAUAAUAAACAGUUAUUACAGUAAAACUAAUAAUUUAA